This is a messenger RNA of Hippopotamus amphibius kiboko, 1949 nucleotides long. It is a transcript of the gene GPR108, whose product is annotated as G protein-coupled receptor 108. Bases 39 to 1682 code for a protein of 547 amino acids. Gene Ontology annotation, biological process: transport. The transcript has 18 exons. Lineage: Eukaryota; Metazoa; Chordata; Mammalia; Artiodactyla; Hippopotamidae. Gene Ontology annotation, cellular component: Golgi apparatus; membrane. The record is from RefSeq and is a predicted model, not a curated record.
CGUCAGAGGCGGUGUCAGGGGAGGUGGCGGCGCCAGAGAUGGCAGUGAGCGAGAGGAGGGGGCUCGCCCGCGGGAGCCCCGCGGAGUGGGGGCAGCGGCUAUUUCUGCUGCUGCUGUUAGGCGGUUGCUCUGGGCGCAUCCACCGGCUGACGCUGACGGGGGAGAAGCGAGCAGACAUCCAGCUGAACAGCUUUGGCUUCUACACCAACGGCUCCCUGGAGGUGGACCUGAGCCACUUGCGGCUGGGCCACCAGGAGACAGAUGGGAAGGCUCCGCUGGUGGGGUUCAGUCUGACCCGGGUUCGAUCCGGAAGCGGUCGAUCCUACUCAAGGCAGUACCCCCAAGACUGUGCUCUCCUGAGAAACAGCAGCAACCUCCUGGUUCUCUUCCUCAUCAACACCAAGGAUCUGCAGGUCCAGGUACGAAAGUAUGGGGAGCACAAGAAGCUGUUCGUCUCUCCCGGGCUCCUCCCCGAAGCACCCUCCGAACCAGAGCUCCCAAAGGCGGAGCACAGAGUCACCCCCAAGGUGGACGGCGCGACCACUACUGUGCCCAGUAAGGCCAAGUCAAAACCCACAGGGUCACAAGGAGACCAGCAGGGCAUCGGUGGGCAGGACCAGGAGCUGGUGCUGGGCCUGGGCCAUCUCAACGACUCCUACAAUUUCAGUUUCCACGUGGUGAUCGGCUCGAGGGCCGAGGAAGGCCAGUACAACCUCAACUUCCACAACUGCUACAACUUGGUGCCAGGCCGGGAGCAGCCAUUCGACAUUACGGUGAUGAUCCGGGAGAAGAACCCCCAGGGCUUCCUGUCAGCGGCGGAAAUCCCCCUCUUCAAGCUGUACAUGGUCAUGUCUGCCUGCUUCCUGGCCGCCGGGGUCUUCUGGGUGUCCGUCCUCUGCAAGAACACGUACAACGUCUUCAAGAUCCACUGGCUCAUGGCAGCCCUGGCUUUCACCAAGAGCAUCUCUCUCCUCUUCCACAGUAUCAACUACUACUUCAUCAACAGCCAGGGCCACCCCAUCGAGGGCCUCGCUGUCAUGCACUACAUCACGCACCUGCUGAAGGGCGCCCUCCUCUUCAUCACCAUCGCCUUGAUCGGCUCCGGCUGGGCCUUCGUCAAGUACGUCCUGUCCGACAAGGAGAAGAAGAUCUUCGGGAUCGUGAUCCCGCUGCAGGUGCUGGCCAACGUGGCCUACAUCGUCAUGGAGUCCCGAGAGGAGGGCGCCAGCGACUACGGCAUCUGGAAGGAGAUCCUCUUCCUGGUGGACCUCAUCUGCUGCGGCGCCAUCCUCUUCCCCGUGGUCUGGUCCAUCCGGCAUCUCCAGGACGCGUCUGGCACUGAUGGGAAGGUGGCAGUGAACCUGGCCAAGCUGAAGCUGUUCCGGCAUUACUAUGUCAUGGUCAUCUGUUACAUCUACUUCACGCGGAUCAUCGCCAUCCUGCUGCGGGUGGCCGUGCCCUUCCAGUGGCAGUGGCUGUACCAGCUCUUGGUGGAGGGCUCCACUCUCGCGUUCUUCGUGCUCACGGGCUACAAGUUCCAGCCUGCGAGGGAUAACCCGUACCUGCAGCUGCCCCAGGAGGAUGAGGAGGACGUGCAGGUGGAGCAAGUAAUGACCGAUUCUGGGUUCCGGGAAGGCCUGUCUAAAGUCAACAAAACGGCCAGCGGGCGAGAACUGUUGUGAUCAUGUCCCCACCUCAGACAGUCCUUCGUCCUCCUUUGUCCUCCUCUCUAAGCACAUUCCUCUGCUCCGGCUUCUCCCAAAGAGCGUGUGGGGAGGAGGAGGGGGCCGGUGCUCACGUGGCACCCAGCUUCCGGGGACCUGAGUGCCUGGAGCCCGUUCGGAAGAAGACAGACAGCCCCCCUCCCCCACAAGUGUUGAGCCCCCUGUCCCCACCUCGGGACCACCCCCCACUUGCCGCUGUACAACAAUGACCAAUCUGUUUUGCUA